Anopheles arabiensis is the source of this 3377-nucleotide messenger RNA. RefSeq lists its product as uncharacterized. The record is from RefSeq and is a predicted model, not a curated record. The coding region runs from base 769 to 3102 and encodes 777 amino acids. NCBI's taxonomy places the organism in Eukaryota, Metazoa, Arthropoda, Insecta, Diptera, Culicidae. Gene Ontology annotation, cellular component: plasma membrane. The transcript is spliced from 10 exons.
GCGCCCGUUACAGAAACCCCGUGGGUUGGAGUGCGGUUGGGUUGGGUGGAGACGCGCCUUGCGGCCAUAUGCUGUUUGCGCUGUUUGCGAAAAGUGGCUCCCCACCACACCGCCCGCCGAAUGACAAACGCACUUGAAUUAAUGGGUAGUGUUGUGUACCAGUGAGCGAAACCAACGAAACAGAAGCAGACAACAACAAAAAAAAAACACGCAAAUUCUAACUAGCAGAUGAAAGGCAUGGCCUUCUGCGCUGUUGUCCCGUGCCUUUCGCCCGCGCUAAUCGGCGAGGCGUAAAAGUGGCGCGCAAAAUAAAGAUCUUAAAAGAUAAUUACGCACAACAAAACACGCUGCCCGUGGGGACGGCCGAGCGCUUGACCAACGGUUUCUUGAGAGGCGUGCGUGCGUGUGUGUGUGCGCGAGUGCGCGCGCAAGCGAACGUUCGCGCGUCAGCCUUUGGUGCGGAUAAUCUCAGAAUGAUCUAAUGCUGUAGCGAUGACGCGACGGUGCGGGUUUGCUGACGAACCUUUGCCUCUCUCUCUCUACCAACGUCUGCCGAUUAGUUGGGGUGAUCAAUCGUGUGUGUGUGUGUGUGCCUGUGUGGUGACUCGAGACGAUUGUCUCACCUCUCCUCUUGGCCACCGCUCGCAUCCCGCCAGGGCCGCGUUCCAUCACACCACACUGACCCGGGGGAAUGGGGGAGGGUGAUCGUGUCAUGGCACGUUCCCUCCCGUGCUGUGCGCGGAUGAGUCAGAGUGCCGUGACUGCUAAAUGCCGUUUCACGAAUCACGUUCUAUCUCGACGGUCAUGAUGCGCCCCAGCACGCUGGAUAUCAAAACAAACUACCACGAUGGAUGCUACACGUUCAUGAGGGACGCUUACCGUUGCUGGAAGGCACGGGCGGAGUCGGGCGAACAACCCUACAUCGCGGAACUGUUUGCGGACCUGCAGCAGUCCCUUUCGAGGAAGCAAGUGCGGGACAUUUUGUUCACGAUGAAAAAUGUCACACGAGCUCCGGCGAUGAACACGACGCGUCCAAGCAGCGUGCAGACGCCGGUGGCCAACGCAACACUAUCGCUAUCAGCAGCAGCAGCAGCAGCAGCACCAUCACAACAGCAACCAAACCGGCACCAUUCACCGUCCCAGCAGCGGAAGGACAGACCGAACCGACCACCAUCACCACCGGGCGAACGGUUAACGUUCGGCGAGUUCACCGCGAUAGCAUCCUGUACGAAAUGUUUUGGCCGACAGUCAUCCUUCCACGCUAUGAGGGCGCGCAACGUCGACGAACUGGGCAGCGUGUUGGCAAAUCACGCUGGCACGGCAAAGGACGGGGAGCCGUCGCCCGGACCGGAGGUGUUUCUCGGCGGUUCCUGCAAUCCCACGACCUGGCGGGCGGACGUGGCCAUACCGACGCUCGACCGGCUGGGCAUAUCUUUUUACAAUCCGCAAGUAUCCCACUGGACACCAGAUCUGAUCGAGCUCGAGCAUCGAGCAAAGGAAAAGGCGAAGGUGCUGUUUUUCGUGCUCGACUCACAGACCCGCUCGACGGCGGGGGCCAUCGAGGUGGCACACAUCGCGGGCCAGAACUCGAAAUAUUUAUUGCUUGUGCUACUGCCGUACUCCAGCAGACAGAAAAUUCUCAAUGAAACGCUAUUGGAAGACGAGUAUAUGGAUCUCAUGAGCAAUCAGCUAAUGCUAAGGCAACUGGUGUUGCGCCGUGGGCUACCGGUACUGGACAGUAUUCCAACCGCGCUGGAGCAGAUCAAGGAAGUGCUGCUGGGGAACUGCUGCCCGCAGCCGCCAGUCAAUCUAGCGUCACGCUUAAUCUCCCUGCGACGAACGUUCGAGCGCGUUGCCGCGGAUGUGACUGAGUCGGCCCGCAUCAAUCUAGCCCAGUGUCAGCAGGCCCUCGGCAGCCUAGGCUACCCGGCGAACGUCGGCACGAUGGGCAACAUUCAAAACAUUCUGCUCUGCUACGAGGAGGUGACCGGGCUGGACGUGCAAACGCAGCUCAUCAGACGGGGCGACGCGGAAAGCGUACUUAUCAGCUUCGAGGAGUUUUGCAUCAUCGACGCGUGCGUGUCGAUACUGAUGCUGGACUUUUACGAGCACAACUGCACGUCACCGAUCAAGGGCACGAACCUGCAGCAGCCGCCGGUGUAUUUGACAGAUUUGCAAGCAUGGAAUCACACGAAUCCGGAGCUUUCACCGUUUGAAAAUGGUUCCCACAAGAGCCCGCGAACGUUUGUGUUGCCGAAAAGUGGGCACGAACCCGCAGUCAACGGAACAACCGAUCCCAGUGCGGCGGCGGCUUCGGUGGCUGGCCCACCGAGCAGUCGUAGCAGCAGCGGCAGUAGUGAACUCAACCACACCACCACCACCACCCCCCUAUCGGUCGACGCGGGUCCGGGUGGGGAGGGGCCGAAGCUCCACUCCCCCGUGCCACUGCCGCCCGCGAUCGAUGAACCACGUGCAUUUACAUUCGACGGCGAUCCGUUCGGCGAUGACGGCGAUGACAGCGAACCACUGCUCGGGCGCAUCGAGCCGCGGGACGUGUAUCUCGGGGGCAGCUGCUGGAUGAAGACGAGCUGGCGGCAGCGGUGGGCCUUCCCGAUGCUGAAGCGCCACAAUCUCAGCUACUACGUGUCGGCCUUGCACGAAGGGUUCUGCUGCGGCAAGCAGGAGCAACCGGCCGGCGGUGAUGGAAGCGCCGGUCCGCAGCAGCAGCAGCAGCAGCAGCAACAGUUUGAUCCCCAGAGCACGCUCCGGUAUGAUGCCGCCAUGCUGGACGCUUGCCGCAUCGUCAUAUUCGCGAUCACGAAUGAAACCCGAUCUUUAGCACCCAUGACAAUGGCCGCACACUACAUCGGCCUCGGCUACAACGUUGUGCUGUGCGUGCAAAUGCUUCCCUCGAACGAAUCGGCACCGAACGGGCACAACACAACACUCUCCUCCUCCGCCAUCAAAGACUACAACCGCGGGCGGGCCUAUUUGAUUGAUCUGGCCAAACGGCACGGCAUUCCAGUGUACGAGGGCUUGGAGGAAACGUUCGACAGCGUUAUCAGCCGGUUAAGGAACGGUACUGUAAGAUACUCAACCUAGCAUCGAAUCGAACUCUCACAUCCCGCUCCAUCCCUCUCCGCCCUCUGCGCCCUCUCCGGUGGACCCGCUUAAUGUGAUUUAGAGUUUAUUUUAUUGCCUGUUUUUUUUUUUUUAACAAACCCAACAAACCGAAAUACUUUAAACUAAUUAUACACCACAACACACAACUACACACCACACAGAUACACCCGAACGGAGAACCGUUAAAGAAUAAGCAAAAAUAACAUAAUUUAAUAAUUCUCAAGCACAAAACACAAUCACGCAACACAUCGCAA